GCCGCCGCUCGCCUCCACACGUGCGCGUCUGUUCCCUCGGCCUCACACGCGCACGCGAGAGGUCGCGUGUGCGCGCACUCACACCUGUGCACGAUGUGGUGAGGUAGACCAGGGUGCCCGGAGCCUCGCGCUAGGACGACACAUGGCAUUUACUUGCAUUUUCGAUUUUUUUUCGUUUCUUCCCGCGCGAGUCGGACGUGUUUUUUGGAUGUAUAAUUUGGUAUAUUAAUUCUUAUGCGCGGUCUUUUUGAAUUUCCACUUAAAUCUAGGAUUAUUUGCGAGGGAGAAAAUAUGUCAAUAGUACUAGUACUAGGUGCCGUUCGAGACACCCAGGCUGCCACCGCUCCUGGCCACGCACAUGUGUGCGUGCCUGAGUGCGUGUGUGCUUGAGCGACGCGAUGGUAACCGACGGAGGACGACUACCUGUUCGGUUGGGCUGCGAUCAUCAGUGACACUCCGCGGCGGAGAUGAAGCGAGUCGAGUCGACAAGACGAAGCUGAGUGUACCCUCUGUACGAAAGAGCUCUUUUACCUGUGUGUGUGUGUGUGUGUGUGUGUGUGUGUGUGUGUGUGCGCGAACCGCACCUGCCGUCGGUUUCGGUUGAGUUUUCAAACGCGCGCCGGCCUUGCCAUUUUUUUGAAGACACGAGACGCGACAACAAUUCCGCGCAGAUUGACGUCAGGGCUCGGUGAUGCCGGUCGCGUGGAGGAGCACACUGAGUCGCGAGAGAGUGCGGCUCGCCCUCGGCUUCGAAUUGCGCAACGAUCGCGAGAGGAACAAUGCGGAUGAAUUUGAAGGAGAAAGGCGCCGCACGAGCCAUCUGCUUCCAGGUUGGCGCGUCGGCGCAGAGAGUGCGCCAGCUCGCGGACGGCGCUUCUUACCUACGAGAGAGAGAGAGAGAGAGAGAGAGAGACGCUGCUCGAGAUGGUUAACAAUAUUGAGCUUUAUCGCGAUGCUCGCCGUUGUAAUUUAUUCUAGCGAAAGUCAAGUCCCUUUAAUUCGAUAAACGCACGCUCGCUCGCUCGCUCGCUCGCUCGCUCGCUCGCGAACGCGAGAGAGACUGCCGUCACGCACGCACGUACAUCGAUCGCUACUCAUUAAUCGUCAACACGUGUUGCCGGUUUGGCGCGAUUUGCUCUUUUCGAGCAUUCCUCCCAGUCAUCUUAAUUUGCCGAUAACGUAUCAAGCCGGAGAACCGGAAUGACGUCGGUCAUGAAUACCGCGAGCGGAACAAGAUACAGUCGAUGCGAGCGAUGCGAAGUUAAUUUAUUAUCGACGACUAAUGAAAUAACGUCGUAGGAAGAUCGGCGAUUAAAUCGGCUUAAUUUGUAUGGAUGACCGUCACUCGUGGAUAAUUCAGCCGAAUGGAGCAGAAACGUCGGCGGAGCCGACGUCGUCCUGCGAAGGAAUCCGCACGUCCGGAAUAUGCGACCUGCAACUGUCCGGAACUGCGCGCGAACGACGACUCAGGGAAGUGUCGCAGGAUCGAUGCCGUUUAUACGAUAAACAAAUUGCGAGAACUCGUGUCGGAUCCCGUCAGCGGCGGUCACGUACCGCGGCUGUCGCAGCUGCUCUGCGAUUAUCUCCGUGAGAUCGGCGACGAGGGUUACGUAUCCUUUGAUUUGCGUUCUUCUGAGAAUCGCUCGGCUCGCAAAAUUCGCUGAGAUUCUUCGCCUACCCGUUAAACGGUGAAAAGAGAAGCGGAAAAGAGAACGCGGGGAGAGAACGCGCUGUUCUCUUCAUCAAAACGUAGGAUGGACGUUAGACCGUUGUAUAUCGAAGCUCGCAGCCCUCUUCCGCUUCACUUCCCACGAUCGUUCAGAGUAAGCGCGAUUCCUUAAAGACUCGCACCCGUUGCCGCAGCCGUUGAAACACCUGCCGGCCGUGAUGAGCGUGUUGGAGUUCCUCGCGUGGAAGUGCAGAACCGUCGACGAGUACCGAGCGCAUCUGGAUCGCAUGCUGCAGUUGUGCAGUCGACCGCCUUUGUUGGAGCGCUCUUCCGACACUCUGACCCGCUCCGUCAUAAUGGAGCACUAUUUCACGCUGCUGGGCUACCUUCUGACGAUCGUGCCGCGGGAAGAGCAGAUCCAGCGGAUCCGCGACGCCCUCGACAGCUUGUUAAUCGAGCGCGCGAGACCGGCCGCGAAUGUCGCGGCGGCGAGGUUGGACUUCCGCCUGCGAGCCAUGGAGAACUCCCGGUUGCCGGUCAUCGUCGCCGAAUUGCUGGAGGCGGCUACGCCGAAGGUCUACCCGAAGCUCCUGGAGCUGGCUUUCACGCUCGCCUCGGUCUCGCGUCAGUGCUGUGAGUAGUCGCC
Messenger RNA from Harpegnathos saltator (Jerdon's jumping ant), 2315 nucleotides. RefSeq lists its product as uncharacterized. Lineage: Eukaryota; Metazoa; Arthropoda; Insecta; Hymenoptera; Formicidae. Bases 1888 to 2310 code for a protein of 140 amino acids. The record is from RefSeq and is a predicted model, not a curated record. The transcript has a single exon.